GCGGCCGCCCCCCGCACCGCCCGGCGCGAUCAGGCCGUGACCGGAGCGGGGGGCGCGCCGAGCCGGGCGUGGAGGGGAGCCAUGGACUGCAGCCUCGUGCGGACGCUCGUGCGCAGAUACUGUGCCGGGGAAGAGAACUGGGUGGACAGUCGGACCAUCUACGUGGGACACAGGGAGCCCCCUCCCGGCACUGAGGCCUACAUUCCACAGAGGUACCCAGACAACAGGAUCGUCUCCUCCAAGUACACGUUUUGGAACUUCAUACCCAAGAACUUAUUUGAACAAUUCAGAAGAAUAGCCAACUUUUACUUUCUUAUCAUAUUCCUGGUGCAGCUGAUUAUUGAUACGCCCACAAGUCCGGUAACAAGCGGACUUCCACUGUUCUUUGUCAUUACUGUCACAGCCAUCAAACAGGGCUAUGAGGACUGGCUCCGCCAUAAAGCCGACAGCGCCAUGAACCAGUGUCCUGUCCACUUCAUCCAGCACGGCAAGCUCGUGCGGAAGCAGAGUCGGAAGCUGAGAGUUGGGGACAUCGUCAUGGUGAAGGAGAACGAGACAUUUCCCUGUGACUUGAUCUUCCUUUCCAGCAACCGGGGAGAUGGGACGUGCCACGUGACAACUGCCAGCUUAGACGGAGAAUCGAGCCAUAAAACUCAUUACGCAGUCCAAGACACAAAGGGCUUUCACACGGAGGAAGACAUUGACGGGCUCCACGCUACCAUCGAAUGUGAGCAGCCCCAGCCCGACCUGUACAGGUUUGUGGGUCGCAUAAAUGUUUACAGUGACCUGAACGACCCUGUGGUGAGGCCAUUAGGAUCAGAAAACUUGCUUCUUAGAGGAGCCAAACUGAAGAACACCGAGAAAAUCUUUGGUGUUGCUAUCUACACGGGCAUGGAAACCAAGAUGGCUCUAAAUUAUCAGUCAAAGUCCCAGAAACGAUCUGCUGUAGAAAAAUCCAUGAAUGUCUUUCUCAUCGUGUACCUGUGCAUCCUCAUCAGUAAAGCACUGAUAAACACCGUCCUGAAAUACGUGUGGCAGAGUGAACCAUUUCGAGAUGAGCCGUGGUAUAAUCAGAAAACUGAGUCAGAAAGACAAAGGAAUCUGUUCCUCAGAGCCUUUACCGACUUCCUGGCCUUCAUGGUCCUCUUCAACUACAUCAUCCCUGUGUCCAUGUACGUCACUGUCGAGAUGCAGAAGUUCCUUGGCUCCUACUUCAUCACGUGGGACGAAGACAUGUUUGACGAGGAAACGGGGGAAGGACCUGUGGUGAACACCUCGGAUCUGAAUGAAGAAUUAGGGCAGGUGGAGUACGUCUUCACGGACAAGACGGGCACGCUCACAGAGAACAACAUGGAGUUCAAGGAGUGCUGCAUCGAGGGCCACGUCUACGUGCCGCACGUCGUCUGCAAUGGGCAGGUCCUGCCAAAUGCCUCGGGCAUCGACAUGAUUGACUCCUCCCCGGGCGUCAGCAGCAGGGAGCGUGAGGAGCUAUUUUUCCGGGCACUCUGUCUCUGCCACACUGUGCAGGUGAAAGAUGACGAGGACAGCGUGGACAGCCCCCAAAAGUCACCGGACUCAGGGAAAUCCUGUGUGUACAUUUCAUCCUCUCCUGACGAGGUGGCACUCGUCGAAGGCGUACAGAGACUUGGUUUUACAUACCUGAGGCUAAAAGACAACUAUAUGGAGAUACUAAACAGGGACAAUGAUGUUGAGAGGUUUGAAUUGCUGGAAAUCUUGAGUUUUGACUCAGUAAGAAGGAGAAUGAGUGUAAUCGUAAAAUCUGCUACAGGAGAAAUUUAUCUCUUUUGCAAAGGAGCAGAUUCCUCGAUAUUUCCCAGAGUGAUAGAAGGCAAAGUCGACCAGAUCCGAUCCAGAGUGGAGCGCAACGCAGCGGAGGGGCUCCGCACUCUGUGUGUUGCCUAUAAGAGACUCACACAAGAAGAAUAUGGAGGCGUUUGUCAACUGCUGCAGGCUGCCAAAGUGGCCCUUCAAGAUCGAGAAAAAAAACUAGCAGAAGCCUAUGAACAAAUAGAGAAAGAUCUUAUUCUGCUUGGAGCGACGGCUGUUGAGGACAGGCUCCAGGAGAAGGCUGCUGACACCAUCGAAGCACUGCAGAAAGCUGGCAUCAAGGUCUGGGUUCUCACUGGGGACAAAAUGGAGACAGCUGCAGCCACCUGCUAUGCCUGCAGACUGUUCAGGAGAGACACGCAGCUGCUUGAGCUCACCACCAAGAAGAUUGAGGAGCAGAGCCUGCACGAUGUCCUGCUUGAGCUGAGCAAGACCGUCCUCCACUACAGCGGGAGCCUGACCAGAGACAACUUCUCAGGAUUUUCAACAGAUAUGCAAGACUAUGGCUUAAUUAUUGAUGGAGCUGCGCUGUCUUUAAUCAUGAAGCCUCGAGAAGAUGGGAGUUCCAGCAACUACAGGGAGCUCUUCCUUGACAUCUGCCGGAGCUGCAGCGCCGUGCUCUGCUGCCGCAUGGCCCCCUUACAGAAGGCCCAGAUUGUUAAGUUGAUCAAGUUUUCAAAGGAGCACCCCAUCACGCUGGCGAUCGGCGACGGCGCGAAUGAUGUCAGCAUGAUCCUGGAGGCCCACGUGGGCAUAGGUGUCAUCGGGAAGGAAGGCCGUCAGGCUGCGAGGAACAGCGACUACGCAGUACCGAAGUUUAAGCAUUUGAAGAAGAUGCUGCUUGUUCACGGGCAUUUUUAUUACGUCAGGAUAUCUGAGCUCGUGCAAUACUUCUUUUAUAAGAACGUCUGCUUCAUCUUCCCUCAGUUUUUAUACCAGUUCUUCUGUGGGUUUUCACAACAGACUUUGUACGAUACUGCUUACCUGACCCUGUACAACAUCAGCUUCACCUCGCUCCCGAUCCUGCUGUACAGCCUGAUGGAGCAGCACGUCAGCAUAGACGUGCUCAAGCGGGACCCGUCGCUGUACAGAGACAUCGCCAAGAACGCGCUGCUCCGCUGGCGGGUGUUCAUUUACUGGACGUUCCUGGGAGUCUUCGAUGCUCUGGUAUUCUUCUUCGGUGCUUACUUCGUGUUUGAAAAUACCACAGUGACCAGCAAUGGACAGAUAUUUGGAAAUUGGACCUUUGGGACGCUGGUGUUCACUGUGAUGGUAUUUACGGUCACACUAAAGCUUGCUUUGGACACACGCUACUGGACUUGGAUAAACCAUUUCGUCAUCUGGGGGUCGCUGCUGUUCUACGUUGUCUUUUCCCUACUCUGGGGAGGAAUUAUCUGGCCGUUCCUCAACUAUCAACGGAUGUACUACGUGUUCAUCCAGAUGUUGUCCAGUGGCCCCGCGUGGCUGGCCAUUGUCCUGCUGGUCACUGUGAGCCUCCUUCCCGAUGUACUCAAGAAAGUCCUGUGCAGGCAGCUACGGCCGACAGCAACAGAGAGAGUCCAGGACAUGCACCCGCAGCCUCGGGGUCACUCACCCCUCGCCUCCCCACAGGGCCCCCACCCCCCGGAGGUGGCCUGCAGGAGCUGGAGGGGCCCUGGCUGUCCACACAGCGGCCACGGGUCCUGCUUGGAAACACCCUUGUAACCCCCGAACGGUACUCAGUGGAGGCUCUGUGCUCCUGUGGACACCGCCACUGCGUCCCUGCCGGCUGUUGCUGUACUUGCUGAACUUUGAGACCCUUUGGUCCUCCUGGGGAGGGAAGUGGCUGAGUCAGCCCCUGACAGCGUCCCCUUUUCCCAUGGCCACCGUCCCCCCUCCGCAUGGUGAAGCGGGGGCAUCUGGGGCCAUCUGCUGAGGCUUCGGAGUGUCUCAGUGCGCACCCCGCCAUCAGUCACCCCAUGGAGAACAGAGUGUCUGCUGCAGCACUUCGAAGAAGGUGUUGAGAUCCACCUGCCAUGCCUGGGGACGAAGCUGUCAGCUUCCUGUCACUGGAAAGCUUCACGGGUGUUGGGGAGAGGAUGGGGGCCGGGGGUACCCAGGCGGAUACUUAGCUGUGACGGUCAGACCCCUUCCUCCUCAACAAGCCGCGGCCCCCAGGGAGCGGGCUUCUUCCAAGGUCUGUUUCAGGCUGACAUGGCCAGUGUCACUGGCGGGGACUGCCUUCGGGCUCUGCCCUCCAUGCCGCUCUGCGUGUUCUCACGUCACUCCACUGUCCUAGCUUUGGGCCAGUGUCUCUGUGGGGUGGGUGAGCCAUCAGAAGGCCAGUGUUGUAGAGUUCCUGUUACUUUCUCGCCGGCAUUCCUAUUUCUAGAAAUAAUCCAUGUGACGUAUGUAGCCUUAAUGGUUCUUAAAGGAGACAUUUCAGUUUGAGAUUCAAACUCCAGACACAGAAUUGAGCCUCUGUGGAAGAGCGUCACCCAGAAGUUGAAGGAAGAGCCGUCAGCCCCUUGCCUGCUACUAGAUGCCAUGCUGAGGAACUGCAGGACGUGGGGCGUCCGUUUCUGAGGUGCUCAAUAGUAGAUAUUUUGGGAAGUUCAAAUUUCACAAUUUGAUUGUAUAACGUUUUACCUAUAAAAUGGUUAUUUGAACUAGGGGGUAAGUUAACAGCAAGAACAGUGAGCACAGUGCUGGGAUGAAUUAGGGGCAGUGUAAACACCAUACCAAAGGUUAGGAUCCUGAGGGUCUGGUUUCGGACAGACACAGUGGGGAGGCUCCGCUGCACCCUGAGGGUCGUCCUCGGGUUUCCCGAGUGCCCCUCACGCCACCCCGCCCCGCCCCACCCCGCCUCGCAGCGCCACCCAGGUCUGUGCCUGGCCGCCCCGGCCGUGCUGACCCUGCGCCUGUGGUGUGUGCGUUUUUAGCCCUUUUUAAGACCCCAGUGUGGGAGUAAGUCUACACCUGCGGGGGACAGGUUCUCUGUAUGUUUAGUUAAAAAAUUGUUUGUAAUGUAUUUUUUUAGAAAUCUUAAAAUUGCCUUUGCACUGAACUAUUUUCAUAGCUGUUUAUAUCUCUUUUAUUCUUUUACUUGUUAAUGUAUCAUCUAAUAUUUAAAGUAUGUUUUUAAAGCUUUCAUUUUUUAAGUUUAUGACAUUUUUGGUCACUCUACAUUUAAAUUUUGUUGAGAGUUUUGGCUGAUGUUUCAAUAUCUGGUGAAUGGGAAUUUUCAGAUUUGAUUUUAUUUUCUCCACCUCUGUUUCCGGGUACUUUGGGGGCAGUGAUUAGUUGAAGGGAGUGUUUAGGGCACGAUAAUUUGCUGUGCUUUCUCCUCACAAUCCGUUGCAAUUCCGUCUGCUUUUUGUUUUUACUUUCCAUCCUUCAGCCUUAAGGACAGAAGACUGUCGCGUGGUGCUCCGGGUGCUGGAGCCCAGCUCUGCCUGCGCCCUGGCUGCUGCCCUCUAUCUCUAGUAGUUCAAGUCUUAGCAUGGAAGUCACUAAACUUCCACACGCUUUAAAAUGCCCUUUAAACAAAUGUUUGGGAAAUUAUUAAAGGAAUGUGCUUGAUCAUCUGAAAUAGACAAGGGGCAGGAGAUUUAAAAAUAAAAGGAGGAAAAGAAGAGCCCAGUGAAGUGACAUUUCGGGUGUGGUUUAACACGGUCUCCGCCUCCCAGGGAUUGGUACUGACCUGCUUCAGCUGACUUUACAGCAGGUGGUGUCAACUUUACACACCUGCCUUAGUUCUGAAGGUCAUAUUCACUCCUGCACAUGCUAAUGAGUCAUCAACUUGUAAUUUGCCGUAUUGAUCAGGACACAUGGUUUCCAGUUCACAUCCCAUUUCCUCACUGCAGAUCCUUAGACGUGCUUGAGUGGACCUGACUGCACCUGUGCCCUCUUACUUUCAGGUCCACGUUCACUCACGGCCGUGUGCAUGUGCAAGCUCGUGCACACACACACACACACACACACACACACGUGCACACACACCACACAUCCAUGCGGGCUCUCCUUACAUCCUCAGGGCCCCUGGGAGGAGCCUCUGGCCAGGCCUGGGAGGACAGGGCUCCCUGGAGUCCCCCCUUGUACACCCUGUAGUAUGAAGAGGCUCCUCCUGGCAAAGAUGUUCAGGGCUUUGCAGGGCAGGCUACGGCGGGUGAAGCUGCAGCUUUGCUGCCCUGAGCUGUUCUCUGAACAGCACUGCAGUGGCCUGGGCUGAGCUCUUCCCUUUCGGGGAAGUCCAGUCCCCCAGCUGGCACCUCCCCUCAGCCCAGCCCCCAGACCAAGUGCAGCAAGCGGGACCUGACCCUCCACAGCUGCGUGCCAUGUCCGCGUGCUUCUGGGAGCAUGGACCAGGCCUGUGCCACAUGCCAGCUAGGGAAACAGGCAUUUUUCUCUUUAAGUCAGACCAACCCCUCCCUGUGUGUUUCAGCGGAUGGGUGGACAGGCAGAGCAACCCACACCCACGGGGCCGGCGCGCCUGAGACCCUGGUGGGCCUCCGGAUGGGGGGUUGGGGGGGGAGGCUUAGAGAGCACAGCAGAUGUGACAAGCUAUCCAGUAACAGGUGACUCUCCAUUUGGCUUGCUGAGCAUUUUGCAUCUUUAACUACAAAAAUGUCUCAUACAGGCUGUGGUGACUGUUCUAAACUGUCAAGCACCGGCCAGUCUGUUCAGUGCAGUCUGAGGGCCUCCCGGCCAUGUUCCUUAAACCACUGAGUUCAUGUGUUUUGCACUGACUAGUAUUGAACUACUGCAGCCACUCUGUUUUAUCUUAAAAUUAAUAUUAUUUAUUUGACAACUCAAUAUAACAGCUUGGAAUUCAGGCCCGUGCAUUCUGCAUUUCUUUUGGAACUUACCCAUUUGUAACUUUAAAAACAGAGAAAAUACCAGCUGGCAGAUGCAGUCCUUUUUUUAGGUGUAGGGUGGUGAAAAUGAAGGAGAGAGUCGUCCGGAUACCGCAUCUGCAAACCGAGCUCAAUGAAGAUGUCUCGGGAGUGCUACGAAAGCGCGGCUCUGCUUUUGCAGAAAAAAACCUAAAGAUCAGUUUAUAUAGCUUUAUUUUUACCUUAUCAAAAUAUACAAAAUUUUAAUAUGCAUAUAUUGUCUCUGACUGAAAAUUAUGUGUCUGCGCUACCAUUUAAAAUGUCCAUUCUUUAUGUAAUGUAAUAAAAGAGAAUCUUCAAAAAUGUAUUUAAUAUGAAUGGUACAUAGUUGUCAUCAUCAUAAAUACUGGAAUUUAUUUUUAAAUUAUUAAACGUAGUAAGUACAUGUAAUGUAAGUCAGCCUCCAAACAGCAAUGUUUCACUGAUGAUAUUUCAUUAACCUGCUUUGAAAAAUUAAAUUGUGAAUUAAACCAAAUCUAACUUGUGUUUGAAGUUUA
Cynocephalus volans (Philippine flying lemur) is the source of this 7219-nucleotide messenger RNA. RefSeq names its product ATPase phospholipid transporting 11A (gene ATP11A). Bases 82 to 3552 code for a protein of 1156 amino acids. The record is from RefSeq and is a predicted model, not a curated record. Lineage: Eukaryota; Metazoa; Chordata; Mammalia; Dermoptera; Cynocephalidae. The transcript has 29 exons. Gene Ontology annotation, biological process: phospholipid translocation. Gene Ontology annotation, cellular component: recycling endosome; endoplasmic reticulum; plasma membrane. Gene Ontology annotation, molecular function: ATP hydrolysis activity; ATPase-coupled intramembrane lipid carrier activity; magnesium ion binding.